Messenger RNA from Pyricularia grisea, 216 nucleotides. RefSeq lists its product as uncharacterized. NCBI's taxonomy places the organism in Eukaryota, Fungi, Ascomycota, Sordariomycetes, Magnaporthales, Pyriculariaceae. Bases 1 to 216 code for a protein of 71 amino acids. The transcript has 2 exons. The record is from RefSeq and is a predicted model, not a curated record.
AUGUCGACCGAGAGCUGUUACUACUGUGGAAAGCCCACUAGUGAUUGUACCUGUGCCGCUGGCGGCCACGAACAAGGGAUCUUUUUUGAAGGCGUCUACUAUCCAUACGAGGACCAGGACGGCUUCAGCUCGGGCGAAAGCCUUGAUGAUUCAUGCGAUGGUACAACUGAAGAAUUGACAGGCGCAAACUCAAGCCAGAUUGUGUUUGCCCCGUAG